AUGGAGGUUGGGAUGGGGAUGGUUCUGUGGGUGAAAGGGAUCGUUCUUUUGACCUGCCUGGAAGGCUACGUCUCUUCCAGUAUUAGUGAAAAUGGGACCAUGAAAGAAGUCAUGUCACAGCUUCAUUCUCUAUAUACAAACCCCAAACAGCUACCCUGCAAUUCAAGUAUGGUGUGGAAAGUCGACUUUAACAAGGAAAAGCUCUGCGCAGUAUUGGAGGUCCUCAAUAACGUUACCAACUGCCCCGGAAUCAGACCACUUCAGAGAAACAUGAAUGCUCUCCUGGGCAACAGCAGUAGGAAUGAAACCUGCCUCGAGGUUCAAGACACCAAGAUCCAGCUGAGUAGGUUCCUGAAGGAUCUCCGCAUAUUUUUGUUGAAGAGUAACCGAAGUGGGAUAUCCAAUCCUUGGCUGGGCAACUUUACUAAAGGAUGA
Trichosurus vulpecula (common brushtail) is the source of this 435-nucleotide messenger RNA. RefSeq names its product interleukin-13-like. The transcript is spliced from 4 exons. NCBI's taxonomy places the organism in Eukaryota, Metazoa, Chordata, Mammalia, Diprotodontia, Phalangeridae. Bases 1 to 435 code for a protein of 144 amino acids. Gene Ontology annotation, molecular function: cytokine receptor binding. The record is from RefSeq and is a predicted model, not a curated record. Gene Ontology annotation, cellular component: extracellular region. Gene Ontology annotation, biological process: immune response.